Labrus bergylta (ballan wrasse) is the source of this 1550-nucleotide messenger RNA. It is a transcript of the gene cnot8, whose product is annotated as CCR4-NOT transcription complex, subunit 8. The record is from RefSeq and is a predicted model, not a curated record. Gene Ontology annotation, molecular function: nucleic acid binding; poly(A)-specific ribonuclease activity. Gene Ontology annotation, cellular component: P-body; CCR4-NOT core complex; CCR4-NOT complex. NCBI's taxonomy places the organism in Eukaryota, Metazoa, Chordata, Actinopteri, Labriformes, Labridae.
AGAAGAAGAGGAGGGAGAAAGAGAAACGUAGAAGAAGAAAACAAGCGGCGCUAACAACUAGCCUGGCUUGUUACGUCGAGGACAUUCUGAGAGUCGUCUUUCUUCAGCACACCGCCUCCCCUUCACCCCCCCUUCCAGAGCGCUGCAGGAUUGUUGGGGCUUCAGCUCUCUCCCUGACCUGCCAACAUGCCAGCCGCACUUACAGAUUCCAGUCAGAUAAUCUGUGAAGUCUGGGCGAGCAAUGUGGAGGAGGAAAUGAGGAAAAUCCGACAGAUUAUUCAAAGCUACAAUUUCAUUGCCAUGGACACAGAAUUCCCCGGGGUGGUCGUCCGACCGAUCGGCGAGUUCCGCAGCACCGUAGACUACCAGUACCAGCUGCUGCGGUGUAACGUCGACCUCCUGAAGAUCAUCCAGCUCGGCCUCUCGUUCAUGAACGAGGACGGAGACUAUCCUCACGGCACGACGACGUGGCAGUUCAACUUCAAGUUCAACCUCACAGAAGACAUGUACUCACAGGACUCCAUAGACCUGCUCCAGAACUCCGGGCUGCAGUUUAAAAAACAUGAAGAAGAGGGAAUCGACACGCUGUACUUCGCUGAGCUCCUCAUGACGUCUGGUCUGGUGCUGUGUGAAAACGUCAAGUGGCUCUCCUUCCACAGCGGCUACGACUUUGGCUACCUGGUGAAGCUCCUGACAGAUGCACGGCUCCCUGAGGAGGAACACGACUUCUUCCAGAUCCUCAACUUGUUCUUCCCCGCAAUCUACGACGUCAAGUACUUGAUGAAGAGCUGCAAGAACCUAAAGGGGGGGCUGCAGGAAGUAGCAGACCAGCUGGAGCUGAAGAGGAUCGGGCGGCAGCAUCAGGCUGGAUCUGACUCGCUGCUCACCGGCAUGGCUUUCUUUAGGAUGAAAGAGCUUUUCUUUGAAGACAACAUCGACGACGCAAAGUAUUGUGGGAGAUUGUACGGCCUGGGCUCAGGCUCCACCCAGCCCCAGAACGGCAUCUCCAGCUCGGGCCAGGAAGAGACGAACAACAAGCACUGACUGAACGCUCAGAAACCUUCAAGUGGAACACGCACUUGUUUUUAAAAAACCCGACCAGCAGAUCUCCCUCAAACGCUCGAUCCCUGAACGAGACGAAUCCCUCCCACGUUUCUUUUGACACGCCUCCUGAGUGGCUCUCAAACACGGACUCGCAGUGAUACCGGAUCCCUCACUGGCUCACUCCUUUUUUUUUUUUAAGUCGCUUUUCAGAAUACAUGGCCACAUAUUCAAAGCGCUUCUUUGUUUUUUUUAACCUCUUGGAUUUUUGUUUAACAGCAUUAUAGGGACCCCCCCCCCCCUCGUCUUAAACAUCAUGGGACCAGCUCCGGUAUCAAACUGUGACCUCAGAUUGAACUUUGACACAAACCGGUCACGCCCUUCAGUUCAGACCACGUCAGCCGGGACUCGCCACUUGUUGCAGGGAUUUAAUUUUUUAAGUUAAUGUUGGAAGGGCCUGUAAAUGAACAUGUAUAAUUUUGAUGAAAAUAAAAAUGUUUUAGCUCUUU